UUGACUUGACGCUCUUUUUUCUUCUUUUUCAUGUCUUUCGGCGAUGCUAAGAUGAAAAGAAGCAAGCAAGCAUAAAGAUAAAGGAGAAUUCACCUUCAACUUGCUUAUCAGUUGAUUUGCAGAACUGAGAGUAAUAAUGAUGAUGAGUUUGCUAUCAAUGUAUUCCACCUUCCGUUGGAUCAUCAUAGUAAUGUGACAAGAUUCGUCCUUUUGAAGUUGCGUAUUGUGAUGAACUUACUACCAAGUGAUCCGAAUGUGAAGAAAAAAAGUUAGAAAAUAAAAGAUGGACUAUUAUGAUUGGAAUUAGGGAUGGCAGUAGUCUGGGCGGGUUGGGCUUAACUCGCAAUAAUUUCAAUCCGCCCAUCUUUCCCGCAUAGCAUAUUCCCGCCACAUAUUCCUUUUAUUUAUUGCCAAUCUAAAUUUUCAUUUAUGAACUGAUGGGUUAUCAUAAAUCUUUGGAGAGUACCCUUUGCUUUAGCUAUUUUAAAGAGUCAUCCUAUUCUGUUGAAAUCAAUACUGGUCAAUUAUAAAAGCAGAUUGGUUCCAUGUUCCUCUGGAUCAAGUGAAGUUCCCUCCAUGCAAUGGGUAAUAGGGAUGGCAAUGGGGCGAGGGGGGCCGGUGCAGGGCGGGUUAGGACAUGAGCGGGACCUGACAGGAUGGGCCAGAGUGAAUUAAAAUAUUAAAAAAUAAAGUUCACGCGCGUGCGGUGCGAGUGUAUGUUGGAGAUCCAAGUCUAAUUAGACCUAUCUUUUGAACUAAAACCUAAAAGGCUAAAAAUAAAGUUUUCCCACCUGCGAUUGCAAGUCUGCAUGACUGCAUUUCCUAACUCUCUCGACGAAGAAGCUCUUAAGGAGAAGCUUUAAAGUCUCAUUCUCUCUCAUCUCCGGUUUUCUUGAUCAGGGUCUCUUCUUUUACAAAAUAUUUUUCAAGAAUCUGUGAAAGUGAUGUUAUUGAAGAAUUGAAGGCAUGAAAGGUAACUUUUACAAUUGUCAGCAAAUCUGAGCACGUGUGACUUCUGGCUUGAAUUCCUCGAAGUUCAUGGCUGGUGGAUUAUGUUGCCAGACUAAUGUGCAUACAGUUUCACAGACUGCUCCUUCUCCGGGAAUCUCCUUGAUACACACUUUGCCUCAUGGAGCUGAAAUCUCAAGUGUCUCAACUACUGAUUCAUCAAGCGGUCCUUCUAAUUAUUCACGCAAUGUGCUGGCAGCAUCUGGACCUCUCAAAGAUGUACAUGUACCAACAAGGUUGAUGGAGAAUUUUCUGGAAAUUGCCAGCAACAACACUAAGAAGGAUAUAGAGACCUGUGGAGUUCUUGGUGCCAUCCUUAAAGAUGGAACCUUUUACAUUACCUCUCUAAUAAUACCAAAACAAGAAUCAACCUCCAAUUCUUGUCAGGCCCUACAAGAGGAGGAGAUGUUUGCCAUACUACAUGAACAAUCCUUCUUUCCAAUUGGAUGGAUUCAUACGCAUCCAUCUCAGAGCUGUUUCAUGUCAUCUAUCGAUUUGCAUACUCAAUAUUCAUAUCAGGUCAUGGUACCAGAGGCUAUUGGAAUUGUCAUGGCUCCUACUGAUAAAUCAAGGGCAUAUGGAAUAUUCCGGCUAUCUGAUGGCGGAAUGAAAAUCCUCAAGGACUGCCCCGGGAAGGGAUUUCAUCUUCAUAAAGAACCAAUUGAUGGGAAUCUUCUGUACGAGGAUUGCUCCAGUGUCUAUAUUAAUUCAUGUCUACGAUUAGAGAUAUUUGAUUUACGAUGACUGGAUGAAGUUGCAGUGACAUGUAUUUAUGAACAGGCUUUAUCUUGUUGAAAUAGCUAAACCGUCAAAACUUCUGCAGAAGUUGUAAAUAAAAUAUCACUCGUUCACUCCCAAUUUAUGUGGUACUCUUUCCUUUUUAGUCA
This is a messenger RNA of Nicotiana attenuata, 1895 nucleotides long. Its product is annotated as AMSH-like ubiquitin thioesterase 2. The record is from RefSeq and is a predicted model, not a curated record. Gene Ontology annotation, molecular function: protein binding; metal-dependent deubiquitinase activity; K63-linked deubiquitinase activity. Gene Ontology annotation, biological process: protein K63-linked deubiquitination. The transcript is spliced from 10 exons. NCBI's taxonomy places the organism in Eukaryota, Viridiplantae, Streptophyta, Magnoliopsida, Solanales, Solanaceae. Bases 1039 to 1752 code for a protein of 237 amino acids. Gene Ontology annotation, cellular component: membrane; endosome.